Rotaria sordida is the source of this 2946-nucleotide messenger RNA. The record is from the annotation of a GenBank genome assembly. NCBI's taxonomy places the organism in Eukaryota, Metazoa, Rotifera, Eurotatoria, Philodinida, Philodinidae.
AUGAACGUCGGAGUGAAUGGAGGUCGCUUCGAUUUUGAUGACGGCGGUACCUAUUGUGGGGGAUGGAAUGAUGGUAAAGCACAUGGACACGGUGUUUGUACAGGUCCUAAAGGUCAAGGUGAAUAUUCGGGUGCAUGGCAAUUUGGUUAUGAAUUUUCGGGCAUCUAUUUAUGGCCGGCAGGAAACUCAUAUGAAGGACAAUGGAUGAGUGGAAAACGACAUGGAUUGGGUGUUGAGAAAAAAGGAAGAUGGAUAUAUAAAGGCGAAUGGACACAAGGCUUUAAAGGACGAUAUGGUAUACGUGUAUCGGAUAUUUCAGGCGCUAGAUAUGAAGGCACAUGGGCAAAUGGCCUUCAAGAUGGAUAUGGAGUUGAAAUAUAUGCAGAUGGUGGUAUUUAUCAUGGUCAGAUACAACAAGGAUUACGCCAUGGUUUUGGUAUCCGACGAAGUGUACCAUAUGGUGUUGCAUCACGUUAUCGAUCAAAAGAUGUACGCGAUUCUUUAACAUCACUUCGUUCAGAAGAAGAUGAUGAACGAACACAACGUGAACGAGACAAACGUAUGGAUGACAAUCGUGGUGGAUUUGUAUUACGUUCAAGAUCUGAACCACAUGAUCCAUCAUCUCGUAGUGCUAGUCAAGGACCACGUCGUGGUUCAUUAUCAAAUAGUGCCGACCGUCGUACAUCAUUACGUAAAACUCUUCUAUCAAAAUUACGUAAACAAAAAUCUACGAGUGAUAUUGAAGAUUUAUCGAUAACAAAAAAGACAAGUUCAUUUCGCUCAACAGCAAGUACAGUUAGUGGUGAUUCAAAGCAUUCAGUUAAAACAGCUACAAUAAUGUCAUCACAUCCAAAUACACCCAAUUCAUUUGGUACAUUAGAUGAUGGUGAUCAUUCAUUUAUAUCUCAAGAUGAUAUACUUGAUAAUAAUGUUGUUGAAACAUAUAUGGGUGAAUGGAAAGCUGAUAAACGUACUGGAUUUGGUAUAGCUGAACGUUCAGAUGGUUUAAAAUAUGAAGGUGAAUGGUUUAAUAAUAAGAAGAAUGGUUAUGGAGUUACAACAUUUCGUGAUGGUACUAAGGAGGAGGGAAAAUAUAAAAAUAAUGUUUUGGUAACCGAUAAACGUAAACCAAGUAAAUUAUUUUUAAUUCGUUCAUCUAAAUUUCGUGAUAAAAUUGAUGCUGCUCUUAAUCAUGCAAUGAAAUUUGCAACAUCAGCACAACAAAAGGCUGAAAUUGCUAUGGCGAGAGCAAAUAAUGCUCGUUCAAAAGCUCAUUCAGCUGAAAUUUAUGCAAAACAAGCUCGAAAUGAUAGCGUUGAAGCUCGAUCAUGUGCUAAAGCAGCUGCUCCUGAUUUUCGUCAACCAGGUGAAGAAAAACCACAACCAUUUAUCUCAUUAGAUAUUGAUCGACAAAUUGAUGGAAAAUCACUUCCAAACAAUCACAUCAAUAUCAGUCCACCAAAUGGUCGUUUACAAACGCCAUCAAACUAUCCUCCAAAUAGGCCAAUACCAUUACCAUCACAUAUACCUCAAUCUCAUCCAAGUACAACAACAACACCUUCAUCAUUGCCACUAGAUGGUGGAGUUUAUCAAGGUCUACCACCAACACAAUCUACUAAUCGGAAUGCAAAUACAAAACCUUUUGGAUCACCAUCUUCUACAAUUCCCAUGCAUCAACAAUCUCAAGAUUAUUAUCGUGAUGUUAAUCAACUUCAAUCACAUCAUCCACACAAAACUACGCCAGCAACACCCUACAAUGAAACAUCCGAUUCACAUACAGGUGUAUCCGUGUCUAAACAUCAUUCUAAUUUAACUCAACAAUUACCUCCCGAUAUUUUAAUACCAAAUAAUUCAAAUUAUGAUUAUGGUCGUAAUGCAACAAUACCAACGAAUUUUAAUCCAGUAUCUCCAUCACGAUCAUCUCCUUCACAAUUUGUACAGAAUGCCGUCGGUGUAGGACAACGCUCAACAUCUAAACGAAAUACAUUUAAAAGGACUACUCGUGUCGAUGCAUCAAACGAGGAUCUUCAUGAUCCACAACAAUUUAUUGAACAUCCUCAUCAAUUAAAACAACAUGAAUAUAAUCAACCGUCGUCAAAUAUUCAUGCUCCACAACCUAUACGUCAUACAUCUGGUCAACGAUCAAAUUUACCACCAUAUAUGUCUGGAAUUAAUACUAGUAGUGUUCAACAUAAUCUUAUAUACGGUGCUCAUGAUUCAGGUAAUCAAAAUUAUCCAUCAAUACCAAAAACAUCAAUGGUUGAACAAUAUGAAGUUCCACAACCAAUUCCUAUUCCAAGACGAAAAUCUUUACCGAGUAUUGUUAAAACUAAACCAGGUGAUUAUAAAAUCGAUGAAACCGCUCGAUCAAGUGAUAAUUUACAAGAAAAAGAAACAUUUAUUAUUGAAAAUGGUAUACGUAAACGUGUCACUGGAUUAGCACCCACUUAUACAGAAAGUGGUACACCUAUACCACAAGCAACUGUGAUGACGAGCAGUAGUGGUUCACCUACUCUUGCUCGUCGUGUUAUUCUCGAAAGUGUUAAACGAGUUGAUGGACCAACAUCAACUACGAGUGGUACCGGUGGAAAUCAACGUGGUAGUAUGCCAACAAUUGUUACUGUUGCUAGACAACGUCAAGCAGCUCCUAGUAUAUCAAGAGAAGAAGCAACGAUACUCGGUUCUCAACGACGAGAAGAAUUACGACGUUUACGUGAUCGUGAUUCAACUACUUUUGGUCGUCUUAAAACUUUGUUACAGUCUAAAACUUCUACUACUGGUUCAACUAACACCGCCAAUAUGCAUGUAUCUACUCAAGAGACAUCAGUACAAACGGACGAUCGUGUUGGUGACAUUCAGAAUGUCAUCUAUCGAAAUCGAGUGUUUAUUGCCAUUUUCUUUCUAAAUUUAUCCCUUGCUCUUUGGUUCAUUCAAUUGUUGAGAUGA